Oncorhynchus gorbuscha (pink salmon) is the source of this 1071-nucleotide messenger RNA. Its product is annotated as CCR4-NOT transcription complex subunit 4-like. Gene Ontology annotation, molecular function: ubiquitin-protein transferase activity; metal ion binding; RNA binding. NCBI's taxonomy places the organism in Eukaryota, Metazoa, Chordata, Actinopteri, Salmoniformes, Salmonidae. The record is from RefSeq and is a predicted model, not a curated record. Gene Ontology annotation, cellular component: CCR4-NOT complex. Gene Ontology annotation, biological process: protein ubiquitination.
CCUGCGCUGCCCUCUGCCACGUGUCUCUCUCUGCUCGUCGUCUUGGAUAUCCUGCAGUCCAGAGGUGAAGGUUAUGGAUCCUAUGGAGUGUCCUCUGUGCUUGGAGCCGCUGGAGACGGACGAUGCCAACUUCUUCCCCUGCACCUGCGGCUACCAGAUCUGUCGCUUCUGUUGGCACCGCAUCCGCACAGACGAGAACGGCCUCUGCCCUGCCUGCAGAAAGCCUUACCCAGAGAACCCAGCGGUCUACAACCCCCUGUCAGCGGAGGAGCUGCAGAGGAUAAAGAAUGAGAAGAAGGCCAAACAGGUGGAGAAGAAACAGAAGACGACAGAAAACAGGAAGCACCUGGCCAGCGUCAGGGUGGUGCAGAGAAACCUGGUGUUUCUAGUGGGACUGUCACAGAGACUGGCCGACCCCGAGAUUCUAAAGAGACCCGAGUAUUUUGUGAAGUUUGGGAAGGUCCAUAAGGUAGUCAUCAACAACAGCACCUCAUACGCCGGCUCACAGGGCCCCAGUGCCAGUGCCUAUGUCACUUACAUCCGCUCAGAAGGCCUCAGAGCAAUACAGUGUGUCAACAACCUAGUAGUAGACGGCAGAACACUGAAGGCUUCUUUAGGGACGACGAAAUACUGCAGCUACUUUCUGAAGAGCAUGGGGUGUCCCAAACCUGACUGUAUGUAUCUACACGAGCUGGGGGACGAUGCGGCCAGCUUCACUAAAGAGGAGAUGCAGGCAGGGAAGCAUCAAGAGUAUGAACAGAGGCUGUUACAGGAUCUGUACCAGAACCCCAGCUUUACCACCCAGACCUCAGGAGGGGAGACGACCAAGAGCUCUAAACCCAGCUGUUUGCAGAGAUCCAACAGUAACAACAGUCACGGACAAGACGUGUGGCCAGCGUUACAACCCACGGGGAAGACGACCAACGGUCUAUCGGAGCACAGUAAGAGCCCGCCGUCAAACGGCGGCGGCUUGGACACUGACCGCAUGACACCGGACGGACCAGAACGUGACGUUGGCCUGGGCUCUGUGACUGGCCUCUCGCCCUUCUCCUCAAGCCGUGACCCCCCAAG